Molecule: messenger RNA, 2186 nt
Organism: Stegastes partitus (bicolor damselfish)
Lineage: Eukaryota; Metazoa; Chordata; Actinopteri; Pomacentridae
Gene: rbm45
Product: RNA binding motif protein 45
Exons: 11
Coding region: 45-1475 (476 amino acids)
Molecular function (GO): RNA binding
Source: RefSeq, a predicted model, not a curated record
GCGGCUCCUGAAGGCCGCAGCAGACGGUUCGGCCGCAGCAGAACAUGGAGGAGUUUCCAUCCAAACAAGCCACCGAGAACCUCGACGACCCGCCAAACAGCCGCCUGUUCGUGGUCACCAGCCGCUCCAUCACCGAGGAUGAGCUGCGGGAGAGCUUCUCCGGGUUCGGGGACAUUCAGGGGGUCUGGGUCGUCAAAGACAAGCAGACCAAGGAGUCCAAAGGAAUCUCGUACGUCAAGUUCUCCAAGUCGUCUCAGGCCUGUCUGGCCAUGGAGGAGAUGCACGGAAAGGUUCUGGUGGAGGGGACGAAGCCCAUCAAGGUGUUCAUCGCUCAGUCACGCUCGUCUACGAGACACCGAGACGUCGAGGAUGAAGAACUGACCAGAAUCUUCGUCAUGAUCCCCAAAACCUUCUCAGAGGAGGAUCUCAAAAACACGUUCAAGGAAUAUGGAGAUAUUGAAUAUUGUGUCAUCAUCAAAAAUAAGUUCACGGGAGAAAGUAAAGGACUCGGCUACGUGAGGUACUACAAACCCUCCCAAGCUGCAAACGCAAUAGAAAACUGCGACAAAACCUACAGGGCGAUUCUGGCCGAACCUCGAACCAAAGCUACAGUCACAGAAGAUUACAGCGGUGGAGGAGGAGGUGGAGGAAGAGGAGGAGGAGGAGGAGGAGGAGGUGGAGAUUAUCUCAUUGGAGGCGACAACAUGAACCAGUACUCCUUCCCAAUGGCCGACCCCGGUAACUACCAGGUGAUGGAUUACCGCUCCGGCGACUUCACGCGAUGCCUGAUGAUAUCGACUCGCGCCGCUCUGACCCAGGAGCAGAUCUUCGCUCUGUUCGACCUGAUUCCCGGGAUGGAGUACUGCGAGCUGCAGAGAGACGCCUACGGGAUGAGCAAAGGUCACGCUUUGAUUCGCUACAGUAAUCUGGGAUCAGCAGUUUACGCCAAGGAGAAGCUCAACGGCUUCGAGUAUCCACCUGGAAACAGACUGGCAGUAAAUUUCGUGGACGACGGAGAAGAUCGCAGCAGCCCUGUCGGUCGGAUGGCCAUGCAGUUUGUUGCAGCUCAGAUGAUGUCUGCGGUGUGGAACGGACCUUCCACCAGCCAAGUGAUGAAACCUCCUAACUUCCCUGCCGUCUCCCAGAUGUCUCGGAUUCAGACCGACGUCAGUCUGCCGCCGCUGAAGAAGCUCGCUCCGCCCGACAGCAAGGCCAAGGAGCGCUUGUUUGUGGUGUUCAGUCCGUCGCCGCUGCCGCCGGACGUGUUGGAGGACGUGUUCUGCCGCUACGGUUCCCUCAUCGAGGUCCAUUUGGUUCCAGGAAGGAAAGUCGGAUACAUGAAGUACGCAGACAAACAGUGUGCCGAUGACGCCAUGGCGGCGCUCCACGGCCGCGUUGUCAACGGGGUGAAGAUGAAGGUGAUGCUGGCGGAUCCUCCCAGAGAGGAGUCGCACAAACGCCCUCGGACCUACUAGGACCGAGCCGAGCGAUGUCCAGAUGUCUAGAUGUCCAGAGUUUCAUUUAUGUCUACGUAGAAAGUGAGGAACCAAGUCAUCCAGCUCUGUGUAGCUCCGCCCCUUCACUGCUUCCAGGUGAACCAAUCAGAACGAGCAGCUGCAUCUCAGUCCAACAGGUUUAUUUACUUUCUCCAGCUGCUUCUGCUAAACUCUAAAAUGUCUGAAACUCGAGGAAAACUUGCCAAAUGUUCUGCUGUAAGAGUGAACACAAGAGUCCUCGUGAACUCAAACUUGGCGAAAAUGACCCAAAGAAUUUACCAAAAUGACUCAAAACUAGUCCAAAACUGAUCAAAGUAAGUUCAAAAUUACUCCAAAUUUGCCCAGAAGACUCAAAACACAUUGAAAAUGAAUCAAAAUAUGUUCAAAAUAACUUUGAAACUUGAAUUUGAAAACUCUGAACUAUCUGAGCCAUGAGCAAAACUCCCCAAAUAUUCUGCUGUUGGUGGCAAGAGUGAACACGAGAGUCUUCAUGCACUCAAACUCGGAGAAAAUGACCUGAAAAGUUGUACAAAGUGCCUAAAAAGUCGUUCAAAAUGACUCCAAACCUGUUCAAAAUGAAUUAAAAUAAGGUUAAUGUGAAUCAACAUUAAUCCAGACUGACUCAAAAAAACCGCAAAGUUCAGAGUGAACACAAGAGUCUUGAUGCACUGCCAGCAUCUGAGGAACUGA